Messenger RNA from Varanus komodoensis (Komodo dragon), 11107 nucleotides. It is a transcript of the gene BAZ2A, whose product is annotated as bromodomain adjacent to zinc finger domain 2A. The record is from RefSeq and is a predicted model, not a curated record. Gene Ontology annotation, molecular function: DNA binding; protein binding. NCBI's taxonomy places the organism in Eukaryota, Metazoa, Chordata, Lepidosauria, Squamata, Varanidae. The transcript is spliced from 29 exons. The coding region runs from base 1451 to 6766 and encodes 1771 amino acids. Gene Ontology annotation, cellular component: rDNA heterochromatin.
ACAUGCACACCUACUAUUAUCCUGAGUAUUGUGAUGUUUGGAGAAAAAAGCCUUUUUGUUGGACAGAUAAGAGAGAAUGUAUUCUCUGAUUCUGAGUGGAGAUUAUAUUCUUUCUAUAGUGGUAAAUCCUGGAAUACUUAGCAUGAGGUUGGAAUUAUCCUGGCUGUGUAGCUGGUGGAGAAGGUAGCAUCUGAUACUGAAAAUCCUCCGUAUGGGUUUAACAUGUGUUUGAGAAGUAUUGUAUCUAUAUCUGAUGGGUUGAUAGUUCUGAUGGCAAUCUCUUUUGUAUUGGGGAAGUGAAAGGCUAAGAUCUUUAUGAGAGGGCAUCUCUGAGGAUGGUUUGGGAAGAUGAUGGAAGGUGAAUGAGCCCUUUGUGUUUGUCUGAAGGUGGAGUGUGAAAGUAGGGAAUCUUGGAUGGCUGAUUUUUAGAGUGUGUAAAAGAGUUGCUGCCUUCCCCUGCUUAAACAUAUGUGCUGAACCUUGAUGCUACAAUCCUCUUCCUUUGCUCCCUCCCCCAUCCUUGCAGGAAGUGACUGGGAAAUGGCAGCUGUGUUUGUUGCUUUUUGAAAUGUCCUUUUUAAUCAAAUAUAGUUUCAGUGUUUGGCUCUUCCCAAGCUCCUUGGCUAGAUUAGCUUUGUUCCCCAGCAGCCAACUGGCAAAAGAUCCUGUCAUUUGACUUUAACACCUUUAAAAAAAAGUUAUACAGAUUGUGAUCAUAUAGGUCUUCUAAUUGAAAAAAAAAUAGCAAGGCCUGAUGUGUGAUCCAUAUCUUUGGAUUUAUUCAAGGGUAAUGAUUCUUACAAGUUUUCACAUAUGGCCUUUUGACACUUAAGUGUCCACCCUAGAUUAAACAGGGAUAACUGCUUCCUGUUGCCUUUUUUGGAUGAAAUAUUUCCUCUGGGCUUCUUAUUCUGAAGUUCAUUUUUCAGACAUAGAAACACAUCUUUGCAUGAGUAGAGUUCUAAGGUUGUGCAUGCAAAACUUAAUAGACAAAUAAUCUACUUCCAUUUGAAGUGGAGCUACAGUAAAGCAUUUUUCAUAGAUACUUCCACAGGUCACCUUGGUUGUGCUUCAUGGCAAUAAGCUUGCAUCCAUAUUUAUUUAUAUUUAAUAAAUAAUAUUUAACUGUUUGAUACCCAGCUUUUCAUAAUGGCCUAUGAAUAUAACAAUAUGGUUGUUUUGCAGAGCAAACUAAAUGAUGGAGCAUGGUGGGGAGUGGUGGAUUCUCUACCAGUUCCAAAACCUUGCUUGCUGAGGAGAGAAUAAAUUUGCUAGCAGUUCUCCCCACCUCUUCUAUUGAUUUCAGUGGAAGGAAAAAUGUCUACCUAGUCCAAGAAACAGAGGAAAUGGAGGAAUGAAUCUAGAAGAUCCAAAACUACUGCUUCUUCAUCUCUUAUUGGGUCCUAAUGCAACCUACUGCCAGCAGGAACAUUGAACUUUCCAUGGGUAAAUGGAGGCAAACAACCAUUUUAACUUCACUGGCCUUCCCUCUUCACCUACUGCCUCAGGACUGAAGUCUGCGCCUUCCUCAGGGGACAACAUCUACACAAAUGGCUCUCCCAUGAAUUUCCCACAGCAAGGGAAAAGUUUGAAUGGAGACAUGAAUGUUAAUGGCUUAUCUACUGUAUCUCAUGCUAGUACUUCAGGGACCCGCUCCUCAACCAACUCUCAACUCCACCAUCCCUAUGACUAUCUCUGGAACUACUCUCAAUAUCCAUCUGGCAAUGGCAACAACCUCAAGGACAGUCCACUAUUUUCCCAGUAUCCAGUGAAUGGUACUGUUGGUGGCAAUCGGCAAGGCUCACCAGGGCACACCACGAAUCUGAGGGGAGGUAGCGGGCAAGAAUUCUGGGCCAAUGGCACUCCAGGGGCCAUGGGACUAAACUUUGACUCAACAGAGCUGUAUGACUCAUUCCCUGACGAUCAGAAUUUUGAACUCCUGCAAAAUGGCCCAUCCAGCUUCUACACAUCAUCUCAGCCUUCCCCCAUGCUUGGCUCAGGCAGUCAGAACUUUUCUCCACAGCAGGAUGAGCCAAGUAGUGAAGAGACUGUAAAAGAAACUUCAUCUACUGUCUCAGAAAAUGGUGCAAGGUUGUUGGGCAGCAUGGAGCUGGAGAGCACACAGCCAGAGUUGAAAAUGUGUGGCUACAAUGGUUCUUCUCCAGUCGGUGAACCUCUCAGCCAGGAAGCCUCUGUCUUGGAGCCUAAUGCUGGAGGUGCUUGCAUAGAAGAAGCUUCUCGGAUCCCUCCUCCUCUGGAGGACUCCUUGGAGCCUUUUGAGUCAUUGGACAGAGAUCCGGGGACAGGAGAUCUCUAUGAGAUGGAUACAUCUGAGUUGGUAAGUGGCAAGUCCCCGCUGGAGGACCCUCCUGACAUCUCAGCCCUGGAUUGCCCUGGCAGCCCCUCUCUCAACCACUCGGACUCCUUCAGCUUAUUGGCAGAUGAUAGUCAGCCUGACACCUCACUUUUUGGAAGUGCCAAUUUGCCACCUGUUCUUGGAGAGUCUGUUUUGCAAGACAGCAGCCUGGAAUUGACAGGCGUGAAUGAAGUGGGGCAGGGGAGCACAGUCUUUCUAGAUUCACAAGCACCACUUGAACAAGAAGCUCUGGAUACCCCCAUGGCAGAGGCAGCCAAGAAUAGCUGCCUAGAAGAUCUUGCAUCCAUGAUAGACAGAAACGACAAAGAAGUCUCUGUACUCAGUGUAUCAGCUAAAAGUGAUGUUCCAAGAAGGCGGAUAGCCACAGUGGAAGAGGUGCGCUACCCCUUAAAACACGGAUGGCGAAGGGAGGUGCGCAUCAAGAAGGGCAGCAGCCGCUGGCAGGGAGAAACUUGGUACUACGGACCGUGCGGCAAGAGGAUGAAGCAGUUUCCAGAGGUGAUAAAGUACCUGAGCAGAAAUGUUGUGCAGAAUGUCCGUCGUGAACACUUCAGCUUCAGUCCACGAAUGCCAGUAGGGGAAUUUUUUGAAGAGCGGGAUUCACCUGAGGGUCUGCAUUGGGUCAAGUUGACACCUGAAGAAAUUCCCUCACGUAUCCAAGCCAUCACAGGCAAGCGAGGCCGCCCCCGCAAUACUGAGAAAGCCAAAGCUAAGGAAAUGCCCAAGGUGAAACGUGGCCGUGGCAGACCUCCCAAAGUGAAAGUGCCUGACCUGCUGAGCAAGACAGAUGCCCGGGUUCUGAAAAAACUGGAAGCUCAAGAGGUGCUCAGUGAUGAAGAUAAACUGAAGAUGAGCAAACUCAAAAAGAAAAUGAGGCAAAAGGUACAAAAUAAGCAGAAGCAGGAAGCCAAGACACAGAAGCAGGAAGCCAAGGUACAGAAACCGAAGGAAGUCAAGACUAAAGAAGUCAAAAAGAAGCCUAAGCCCCAAACAAAGAAGGAAAAAAACAAGCAAGAAAAGAAUAAGCCAGAGAAGCUAAAAGAGAAAGUAAAGGUAAAAGAAAAGGUGAAGCCCAAGGAAAAGAAGGUAGUAACAUCAGCAAAGGUUCCUCGGAAGGUUGAUAAGAACGCUCUUGCCCAGAGACGGCAGGAAGAACGACAGCGACAGCAAAUGAUCUUGGAGGAGAUGAAGAAACCCACUGAGGAUAUGUGCCUAGGGGACCACCAGCCUAUGCCAGAAUUUUCUCGCAUCCCUGGAUUGGUUUUGCCUAGUCAAGCCUUCUCAGACUGCUUAGCCAUUGUGGAAUUUCUGCAUAACUAUGGCAAGGUGCUGGGCUUUGAUGUAGCCAAGGAGGUUCCCGGUCUGAGUACUUUGCAAGAGGGCCUCUUCAAUGUAGGCGAUAGUUUGGGUGAAGUAUUGGAUCUCCUGGUAAAGCUGGUGAAAGCGGCACUAUACGACCCUGGCCUGCCUUACAGUCAGUCACUGAAGAUUCUUGGUGAGAAACUGUCUGAGAUAAGCCUGAACCGUGACACUGUGUCUGAGGUCCUUCGCUGCUUCCUCAUAGCCUAUGGGGCAGAUGAGAACCUAUGUGGCUGCUUGCACACUAAACCCUUCCAGGCACUGCCCCCAGACAAGAAGGCUGCUGUCCUGGCUUUCUUAGUCAAUGAACUUAACAGCAGUGCCCUUAUUAUCAAUGAAAUUGACAAGACUCUAGAGAACAUGUCCAAUCACAGGAGAAAUAAAUGGAUAAUUGAAGGAAAGUUGCGCAGGUUAAAGAUUGCUCUAGCCAAGAAGACUGGACGUCCAGAGUCAGAAAUCAGUGGUUUGGAGGAAGGGAGGUGGCGACGGAGUUCACGCAUCACCGAGGAGAAUGAGGAUGUGGAAAUGGAGGAGGAAGAGAGAAACAGAACAUACAGGACCUGGAAAGACAAUGAAAAUGACACUUCAUUUUCCAGUGUGCCUGAGCUGGAGAGGCAAAUUGAAAAGCUUUCCAAGCGCCAAAUGUUCUUUCGCAAGAAGCUGCUCCAUGCUUCCCAGUUAUUACGAGCAUCAUCACUGGGGCAGGAUCGAUAUCGACGUCGGUACUGGGUCCUGCCCCAUCUUGGUGGGAUCUUUGUAGAAGGUUGUGAAGUCUCAACAGCAGGUUCCCCUGAGGUGUCAAAGAACACACUGGAAAAGGAAGAGUCUUUAAAGGAGGAGGAGCAUGAGGCAUCAGCAGUCAAAAAGGAGGCCACAGACACACCCUCAGCUGUGGAUUACAUGAACUGCACAACUUCUCGAUCAUGGAACCGGCCAUGGAGGGAUAGUUUGGGGGUGCUGCCUGCAGAGCCCCUGGAGUCCAAGUUGCCAGAGCCUGCACCCAUGCCCAUCAAUGGGCUUUUAGAGGAUUCUGUGUCCCUGGGCCAGUCCCAGCAUGACCUCAGUCAGUCAGCCUUCUUGUCCUGGCUCAGCCAGACACAACAGGCAUCUUCACUGCUUAACAGCUCUGUGCUCACCCCAGACAGUAGCCCUGGCAAAGGGGACUCAGUACCCCCAGAGGAGCUGCCAGACUCUGCUGCAGAAGAUGAAAGUGUCCCAGAAACACAGAUUGCCUGGUUCAAUCUGCUGCCCAGGGGACCCUGUAAUGACUUUCCACUUGCUACCUCCACUGAACAACCCUCUCUCAAAGCUGCACCCCAAGAUUGCAAGGCUUCUGCCAGGGACCAGUCAAAGGCCUCAGCACGUCAGCUGAAUGGCCUCUCCACCACCAGCCCAGCAUUGCAACCACUGGCCUCCACUCCUCUCCAUUCCAGUUCCAGGAUCCACAGUACUUGCUCCAGAGCCAGAGACAUCCCCAGUAAAACCCAGGAACUUCUAGGGCAGCCAAGACGACGGGGCCGCCCCCCCACUAAACUCUUCAAACAAAUUGAGCAGAAGUACUUGACACAGCUGACAGCACAGCCUAUACCUCCAGAAAUGAAGAGUGGUUGGUGGUGGUUGCAGGAUCCAGAAGAGCUAGAAGCUGUGGUGCAAGCACUACACCCACGAGGGAUCCGUGAGAAAGCCCUGCAUAAGCACCUUAUCAAGCACAAGGAUUACCUACGGGAGGUGUGUGCCCGAGCUGCCAAUGAUCCCAUCUUCCAGACUCAUCCUGAGGGUGCCAGCCACCCUGUCUCUCAGGAAGCCUUGGCCCAGUGGUCGAUGGCUGAGCGGGCCUUUGAGACAGACCUGGCUGUGCUUCAGUGGGUGGAGGAACUGGAGCAGCGGGUACUCAUGGCUGAUCUGCAGAUCCGAGGUUGGACAAGUCCAGAUCCUGAUUCUGUUCGAAGUGAUUUGCAGUACUGUGAGCGUGAGCUGGAGCUUCUGGAAGACAUCACCGUAAAAAACCGACGUGAAGGACCAGCCCUGCAGCGGGAAGCUUCUCACCCCCUAGACCUAGCAGUGCUUCGCCUGGCAGACCUGGAGCAGAACCUGGAACGGAGAUACCUCAAAGAGCCCCUCUGGCCUCCACAUGAGGUGGUGGUAGAAAAAGCGUUGCUGAGUAACCCCAGUACCCUGGAGAUGGGUACCACAGAAAUUGCAUAUGAGAUCACACCCCGAAUGAGGAUGUGGCGCCAGACCUUGGAAAGAUGCCAUAGUGCGGCUCAAGUCUCUCUGUGCAUCUACCAGCUAGAGCGAUCUAUUGCCUGGGAGAAAUCGGUUGUCAGAGCGACUUGCCUAGUGUGCCGAAAAGGGGAUGAUGAUGAGAACCUGCUGCUAUGCGAUAGCUGCGAUCGUGGCUGCCACCUCUACUGCCACCGGCCCAAGAUGACCGAGGUGCCACCUGGGGACUGGUUCUGCUCCCUCUGCAUUGCUCAGAUGCAUGGAGAAUAUCAGGAUGACUCUGGUUCUCCACGACGCUGCAAGAAGCGGAAAGGUGGUAGUUCUGGGGCUUUUUUGGGGAAGGAAGAACUCAGCCCUCGAUCUCGGACAGCAGCAUCCCAGCAGCGCAGUAACCUGACAACUGUACCACCCCGAUACUCUGGGGAAGGCCUCUCUCCCUCCAAGCGAAGAAGAGUGUCUACACGAGGCCAGAACGCUGACCUCACCUUCUGCGAGAUCAUCUUGAUGGAGAUGGAAUCACAUGAAGCUGCUUGGCCCUUCUUGGAACCAGUUAACCCCCGGCUCGUGCCUGGCUACCGGAAAAUCAUCAAGAACCCGAUGGACUUUGCCACCAUGAGGGCACGGCUGCUGCGUGGCGGGUACACAAGUUGUGAAGAGUUCGCUGCUGAUGCUGCCCUGGUGUUUGACAACUGCCGGACCUUUAAUGAGGAUGAAUCAGAGGUGGGGAAGGCAGGACUGGCUAUGCGCCAGUUUUUUGAGAGCCGGUGGGAGGAAUUUUAUCAGGGAAAACAUGAGACAAACCCAUGAAGCUGGCAGAAUGGGGAAAGGUGAGAGGAGCCAAAGGGGAAGCCCUCCCCUUUCACCCUGUGCUGCACACUGUCUCUUCUGGAGCUCAUCUUGCUACCUGCUGAUUAAUUUUCCCCUCACAAUGGACUUGGAUUGGCAUUUAAGAUUGGGGGCGGCCUUACUUACCGCCUGGAUCCUCAGAAGCCCUUUCCUCACCUCUUUGCUCCAAGCAACACAAGCUCUCUGACUGUGUAAGCCAAAUAAAAAAAUUCCUUUUUUCAGAUGGAAAAACAACCACCCACAACCCCACCUUAGCUGGGGCUAUUUAAUAAUAGCAAUAGUUCUUAGUGAAUGUGUAAGAACACUUUUUUCUGUGCAGUGUCAGUACCAUGCAUUAAUGGCCAGUAACGUGGACGUUAAGUUUUCCUCCUUUUUAGAGUCGCGUUGAAAUGUAUAAAAGCAGAUCGCUCCUGCCUCUGGGAAUGACGACCUUGAUGACACUGAAACAUGCUGCUUCUAUUCUCCCCACCCCACUGGCCCUCCCAGUCCUGUCCCCCUCAGCCCUGCUUUACCUCUUCUGAACAGUCACUGUAGCUGUGGCCAAUUCCUUUCUCCAAGUUCUUAAUUUCCUUUCUGCAACCAAGAGUAUGGCUAAAAGUUGACGUGCAUUUAGGGAUGGAGUGGGAUGUUGCAGGACUAUGUCCAUGUGGGUACAAGGUGUGCCCCCUCUCAAGGAUCUUACCCUUUCCAGCCUCAUAUCCUGUGUUCAACCGAGAUGUGCGACUUCAUUUGAGAGGUGAUCUUAACUCAAGCCCUUUGUGUGAAAGGGGCUUCUUCAGUCCCCAGGUUUGGUUAACCUAGAUCAACAUCCCAUUUGCGCACACCUGCUCAGAGUUGGUUUAUUCCAGAUUUUGUUUCUAAGGGAGUUGAACAAAAUGGGAAUAAUCCGGAACAAGUGUUCACCAGGCAGGCUAUAUCAGCUAGAUCAUACUUUUCUCUAGGCAUGCAAACCGCAGGUAACGCUUUCUCACUAUCCCCUCCCCUCCCCUCCCCAUCCCAGCUUCAGCAGGGGCAGCUCUUGAAUCCAUUGUGGCACCCCUAAGCAUACUUCUGUGAGAAUGCAGCUCAUGUUCCCUCUGAUUGCAAGUAACAUGCUGGAAUGUAUCAUGAGGCUGCAAGGGACUCCUGUGAGGCUAUAGGAGCUUGCAGGCGUGGGCACGAGGGAACGUGUGUCUUGGGAGGAGGGACCGUGUUUUUUGAAGCCUGCUCCCAGCUCCACAGGGAAUCCUGUAACAGAACUCUGGCCUUACUGAGUGUCCCCCCACCUUCCCCGAACUCGGCCCCAGUGUUAUUCCUCAGGGAUGGCUACUGUCUGCACAGCUUGAUCUGCACCCAGUGUGUAUGUGUGGCUGGCAGGGUUGUUUCCUGCCUUGGAACAUGACUCCCAGUUUAUCAUAGGUACGUCCUCGCCGAGAGAAAUAUCAGCUUAAUCCCAUGAGAAAGGAAGAAGAGCAGCCCUUCCAUCCUUUCAUGCACAGGUGACUAGCGCAUCACUGGCCUUCCGUUCUGGCAGCCCCCACGGUGUCCCACACUGCCGCCGCCGAUUUCCCAAAGCUGUGGCAAGAAUUGCAUCAAUUUAGCCAGGAAAAAAGGUGUGCACAGAGCACACGCCCUUUUCCUUCUUAAACAGGUGCAACUUUCACCGCUGCAGCAGGGGUGAAGCGCAGCCCCCAGUGCAGUUCCUUGACCCCGGAAAUGGCCUGAUUAGAUGGUUGUCAGAACCUCAGAUUCAGCGAAGCACAAGGUGAUGGAGAAAGGUCACUGUCAUUCUCCUUGGUGGCGUGUGCCUGUUUCCUGACAGUGUCUUACUGGCCGCAUGUAAACUGCAGCUUCCUCCAGUUACCAUAACUGGGACUCAGUCGAGGCACAACUUUGGACAUGGCAUUGCAAGUGGAGGCAAAGUAGCAACGUGUGAGGAGAUGCAUAUCCCUGCAGACAGGAUGUGCAAGUUCCCGCUUCGCAUAGUUAUACUGGAAGUAUGACAAGAGGAAACGAGACUAAAUGGUCCCCUUUUGCGUAAUGCCCAGAAUGGUUCUCACUCUAAAGAGCUGGAGCUGCUCGUAGGUAUUUGUUUCCUUUAGCUUUUCUCCACAUUUUCUAAGUAGUGUUUAAUCCCCAGAUUAUGCACACAUACAGAUCCCAUGUGAAUGCUCAUAAUAUCUUAGCCUUUCUUCUCUUCCCUCUUGGAAUGCAAUUUCAGGUUUUUUCAGAUGGGGAAGCCUAAUCAUAAUUGGUCUUAUCCUUACUGAUUUUCACACUUAGGCAAGGGUAUUUGCUGCAACUAAGUCGUGCCAGGGCACCCAAGUUGUGAACUUGUGUUUAAAGAGCCCUGCUGCAGCCUCUGCUCAGACAAGCCAUGGGUUUCUAGCUUUAGGGAGUGAUUGAACAGCAGGCGCAAGCCACUGGGACCUCGCCUGCCCACGCUCCGCAGGAUGACCGGGACACGUGCAGACCUUUCAUCCUCUGGCCUGUGCAGGUGCUGUCCUGGUGGGCCGUGGCCAAGUUAAGUGAGUUGGAGGACAACUCUUCUCCCAUCGUGCAUCCACAGGCAUUUGCACCUGCACUUCGCAGGUUCAGACAGUUGUCAUAGAAGCCAGACAAUCUGCUGUCCCAUCACUCGCUCCAUUUCUCUGUAAUUGAAUGACACACGGGAAGGGUAGGGGUCCCAGCAAAGGCUUUCUGAAAACAGACAAAAAAACCAAAAACUAGGCCUGAAAAGAAGAGUCCCCAGGGGAGCCAGUGGCCAUCUUUACUGUUCACAAUGCAAUAUCUCCCUACCAGUCACCCCCUCAUGGUACAUGGGUGCCUCCUGGCAGGCCAUAUCUAAGUACUUCCGUGGUUCAGGAGUGCCUCACACAGUGGCUGCUAGGGGGCUGCCGUCUAGGGAAGCGAUUGCUUGAGCUCAACUAUGUUUGGGACCAUGGACUUCGAGGCCCCUCUUAUCCUAGACCGCCUCAGCUGCCUGCUGCACUGGAACAAGGGCACUGCUGUUGCUCGCUUUCUCCAGUCUCUCUUCCAGAAUGCUGGCCCAGUAUUCCUCAGGCCGGCACGACUGGGACUAACUGGAGAAACAGCCUGGUACUUUCACUUUUCUUCCGCCACUUCAGGUGGAUCAGAGGGGUAAAAAGCCACCCCUGGAACCUUAACUCCCUUGCUGCUUUCCAUAUCCAGCCUAGCUCCUCAAACCAUUGUAAUUACGGGUAUCACUUAGGGGCAGAAAAACGGCUGGCAGGGUCCCAUCAGGAAAUGGCUUUCCUCCCUGAUAUCCUACCUGUGCUAAACCUGACUGAGGGUUGCGUGCGUGCGUGCUUCCCCCAGCCGCGUCAACCAAUCCAAUUGCAAGAGCACUGAUGUAAGUAAAACAUAACCACAGGUGAUGUAGCCUGGAGACUGAAACCUCCCUUACUGUGCUUCCUCCACCCCUAACUCACUCCUUCCUCCCUCCCACCUCCCCGCCAUGGUUUUCAACAAACGUAGCCUUUUUCUAUCAAAUAACCUCAAACUUUAUUUUAUUUUAAAUUUGGGGAUUAUUAUUUUUUUUGCUUUUAAAAUAAAGAGAUAGAUUGAAGUCUAUUUGAAACUGACUUUAUAUUAUGCAUAAAUAUUUAUAUUUUAUCUAAACUUGUGCUGUAACAACUUCUUUGGGUUUUUUUUUUAAGUAAUGUUUUUCUGAUCUGUUGGGGUUUUUUUUCUCAGUCAUGAGAAAGCUCUAGAUUUUGGAAGUGUUAAUUGUUGGGUUUUUGUUUUGUUUUGCUAUAGAAAUGUUGACUUUUUAGAUUCAAACCCUCACACCUUAAAAGAAUGAAUCCAGGUUUGUCCUAAUAUUGAUCUUCAUUAGGGGAUUUGGUCUAUCAGUCAGUUUAUAAAAUACCUUGUUGUUUUCAAAAGUUAAAUGGAUUUUUAAACUAAAUUUGAGAAUCAUAACUAGAAUUGGCCUUAUUAUUUAACCAAUGGCUUUUUCUUCCCUUUCAUCUUGAUUUGAUAUCAGAAAGGAACCAACCAACCCAUCAUCCUGUGAGAUGCUCUGAACAGCAUGAAGGGGAGGGGAUCAAACUUUUUAUAUGAAUAACCAAAUGUGUUUGUUUUAGUGAAUUUUUGAUAAUGUACAGUUUUUUGUGAAUUUAAAUUGAUUUCUUUCUAUAUUUUUAGGACCAACCUCAUUUUUAAUAAGGUUUAAAAGGAAGAAAAAAAGUCUAGAAUUCCUGUUUGUUUCCUUGUGAUGUUUCCACAAGUACAGAUGUUAGAGUGCUUGUCAAGUUUCAAAGAAUAAACAAAAACCAAUCCACGUUUGAUAGAGAAGAA